Messenger RNA from Argiope bruennichi, 1318 nucleotides. RefSeq lists its product as uncharacterized. The coding region runs from base 411 to 1073 and encodes 220 amino acids. The record is from RefSeq and is a predicted model, not a curated record. Gene Ontology annotation, molecular function: chromatin binding. Gene Ontology annotation, cellular component: nucleus. Gene Ontology annotation, biological process: translesion synthesis; regulation of cell cycle. The transcript is spliced from 3 exons. Lineage: Eukaryota; Metazoa; Arthropoda; Arachnida; Araneae; Araneidae.
AUGAAAUGUCGAUCGACCUACGAUUUCAAGAGUCAUCUGGCCAAUUUAAAAUUUGGUCAGGAUGCCUCUGUAUUUGUCAGUCACUUACAGACAGUUAUCAUUCGACCACUAUAUUUUCAAAAAGAUACAAAUGAUUAAAAAAAAAAAAAAGAAAACUCGUGGAUAACGCAGCAAACGAUCUCAAAUGGCACGCCAGAUGUACUGAUCUGAGCACGCAUGCGCUAAAAGUUUCCUUUGAUGUGUGCGGGGAGGAAAAAGAACUUUUCUCAGUUCGCGUUCGCAGCAUUCGUUGGUUCUCGCGGAAGCCCGCGCAAGAUGAAAGUGACUGAUAUUUAAAAAAAAUUUACGCUCGCGAUCUCUCGCCGUAUGUGUAUUGAAGUCCGGAAGCGGUUUUAAAAGGGGGACGGCAGAUGAUUUCCAAAGCAGAUAAAUACUCCGGAGGAAAUCCAUAUUGUCCGCGGCCUACACCUGAAUGGCAAGUGCCCAUUACUAAGUUUUUAAACAAAAAAACAGGUAGUGUCAGUAUGCCUCAACCCCAACAAGAAGCCGAAAGUACUUCUGGAUCCAAUCAAGCCGAUGGUGGGUCUGUUGGAUCUUCUCAAACCAGUGAUGGUUCGUCUGAAAAUGCCCAAGCUAGUGAUAGUACUACUGGAUCGAGCCAAGUAAGCGACAGCACAUCUUCAACUACCGGUAAUGUGACAACUCAUUGCAAUGGAACCUCUCAGGCUGUUUCUGAAAUAUCCAGUGGCAAUGAAGCAUCAGGAGAAGACGAAGGUUCUGGGGAUGAUGAAAAUUCUGUAGACGAUGAAGUCACUGGAGGAGACGAUGUGCCAACCACAAGCCACCAAGUCCCCUCCAGUAGCGAUGAAGUCUUGACUGCUAGUCAGGAUGAUCCACCAACCAGCAGCGAUGAACCCAGUACCAGUGAAGAUAAUAUACCCACAUCUAGCCGCAACGUUAUGAAAAGGAAGCGAGAGUCUAGUGAUGAAGAUGAAGUGCAGAGCACCAGUGAUGCAGUGUCUAGUGCCAAUGAUGUACAAAGUUCCUCUGGCAAAAAACCUUUUACUGAAUAAGUAGGAACUGCUGGUGUUAUUCCUAAAGUAGGCAAGAAAGAUAGAUGUCUGGAAAAUUAUAUACUCGGAAAAAAAAAAGUGUUUUUAAUUUCCCGUUUUCUAGUUGCAUUUUGUAAAGAAGUCAUGUGUAUAUUGUUUCAUUUUUUUAUAUAUAUAUUUGUCAUUGUGUUUUAAUUUCAGGUUUUUAACUAUGUAUUCUGGAUGUUAGAAAUCGUAUUUCUAAUCAAUAAAUGUUCGAAAAAAUA